UCGGUUGUUUGACAUUUCCAGUAGCCAUUUGCCGCCAUUUCUAAAGCGUCUAUCUAUUCCAGCUCUAAUUUGUGCAAUGGUAGAGAUAUUAAAGAUGAAGGACAAUAAUAAAAAAGUAGAAUGCUCUUUGCGUUCUACCGGAUCGGAAACAUCGGAGAUAUCUCCUCAGGCAAAUCCCCUGCGUCGCCGUACUCGUUGGAGUCCUCUGGUACCAAACAACGUGACAAUCAUAGAUAUGACGACGAGUCACCAACCCAAGUCUACCAUCCAGCAGGAUGAGAACCCGUCUCCGGGGGUAUGGACGGAGAAGGAAGUUACGGUCAACACCCAACGUUUCCGCUUUAUUCCUAGGGUUGUAGAACGGAAACUAGGUGUGGCUAAGCGUCAGACGGGAACGACGGUUGUGAUUUCGUACCAACCGGUGCCCCAAACUCAACAGGACGGGAACCGGUGUCUGGUGACGCCGAUACAACGGGCGGCUAAACGGCCGAUUGCGGAGCGAUGUCUGAUCGAACCCAAGCGUCUACGGGUACCGAAAAAGAAACGGUGCUUGGUGAUCCCCGAUCGCCAGCCAUAAAAGUAGGUGACCUUAAAUAGAGAUAGUAACGUUGGACGGAGAUCGAAUGAUAUCUAUUAAUAAACUUCAGUUAAUUUAACUUCAUUUGAUUUUAUACGAUUGCCUCUACGGUUGAACAUAUUUGCUUAAAACUUACGCAUUGCUACUAAACCAAAAAU
This is a messenger RNA of Anopheles merus, 735 nucleotides long. RefSeq lists its product as uncharacterized. The transcript has 2 exons. Lineage: Eukaryota; Metazoa; Arthropoda; Insecta; Diptera; Culicidae. The coding region runs from base 77 to 577 and encodes 166 amino acids. The record is from RefSeq and is a predicted model, not a curated record.